Nelumbo nucifera (sacred lotus) is the source of this 1667-nucleotide messenger RNA. Its product is annotated as mitochondrial import receptor subunit TOM40-1-like. Gene Ontology annotation, cellular component: mitochondrial outer membrane. The record is from RefSeq and is a predicted model, not a curated record. Gene Ontology annotation, molecular function: transmembrane protein transporter activity. NCBI's taxonomy places the organism in Eukaryota, Viridiplantae, Streptophyta, Magnoliopsida, Proteales, Nelumbonaceae. Gene Ontology annotation, biological process: protein import into mitochondrial matrix.
ACAUCUACUGCGACGAGUAAACCCUGCCAAAAACCCACACUCCGAAGCCGCAGCCUCCUCGGAGCCCAGAGCAUCAUUCUUCCCGUCUUCUCUUCGAUCAGUAUCUGUUUGCGGCCACGGCAAACCCCGGCGAGGAGAGUUUUGCCUUAACCUACGCCCUCGUUCCUCUUAAUGUGCGCACCUAUUCAGCUCAGCAAACCCUCUGCAUCUGCUCUGUUGCCCUAAAUUUGCUCCGGUGGAGUUUCCAGUAGAAGAAACCUUCUACAUCGACGCGCUUCGUGUUCAUAUUGUUCUUCACUGUUUUCUCUGAUUUUAGAAGUGAAUUAUGGCUUCCCACGUAGGUCUUGUUCCUCCUACUCCUGCACCCUAUAAGGACAAUGAGCCCAAGGCUGCGGAGAAAAUUGAUUACCUGAAUCUUCCUUGCCCCAUACCGUACGAAGAAAUCCAUCGAGAAGCUCUGAUGUCGCUAAAGCCAGAACUUUUUGAGGGAAUGCGUUUUGAUUUCACUAAGGGACUCAACCAGAAAUUCUCACUCAGUCACAGUGUGUUCAUGGGGCCCAUGGAGGUUCCUUCACAAGCCACUGAAACCAUCAAAAUCCCUACUGCACAUUAUGAAUUUGGGGCUAAUUUUUUGGACCCAAAGUUGAUGCUUUUUGGGAGGAUAUUAACAGAUGGGAGGCUUAAUGCAAGAAUGAAAUGUGAUUUGACUGACAAUCUUUCAUUAAAGGCGAAUGCUCAGCUUACAAAUGAGCCCCAUAUGUCACAUGGUAUGGUCAAUUUUGAUUACAAGGGUAAGGACUUCAGGACUCAAUUUCAACUGGGGAAUGGUGCUUUAUUUGGAGCUAGUUACAUCCAGAGUGUCACUCCACAUUUAUCUUUGGGCAGUGAAGUGUUUUGGGCUGGUCAACAUCGGAAGUCUGGUAUUGGUUUAGCUGCUCGAUACAAUAACGAUAAGAUGGUUGCAACUGGCCAAGUUGCCAGUACUGGUAUGGUUGCUCUUAGCUAUGUUCAGAAAGUAUCCGAGAAGGUUUCUCUAGCAUCGGAUUUCAUGUACAACUACAUGUCACGGGAUGUUACAGCAAGUUUUGGUUAUGAUUACAUCCUCCGGCAGUGUCGUCUGAGGGGGAAGAUAGAUUCUAAUGGUUGCACAGCUGCUUUUCUUGAAGAGCGAUUAAAUAUGGGUCUGAAUUUUAUUCUUUCUGCUGAGAUUGAUCAUUGGAAGAAAGACUACAAAUUCGGGUUUGGCUUGACGGUAGGAGAAUAAGUUAGAAGCCAUGGUCAUCCAUUUUUAUGGGGUUUAUUGUUUGUCAGCCUGCUGCUCUUUAACCUGCAUGGCCUUGUUCAUCAGUUUUAUUCUAGCCUCAUUGUUUCUAGUAGCUUUACUAGUUUCUGGAAGGGGCAUUGUUUCUGCCUUCUAUUCAACAUAGAACUAAAGAAAUUUCAGUUUUUGUAUUUUGUACUGAAUCAUCUGAAUUUCAUCACAAAUACGGCAGCUCCGAGAGCCUUGGUUAUAGAUGAUCUGGGCAUUUUGGAUCCAGGAUUUUUGUUCAAGUUCUGAGCAAGAAUUUAGUUCUCAAUAGACAAUAAUGCAGGUCAAGAUUUCAAUUUUGUUUUACUGUUCCAUAAUUGAACUGUAUGACAAAGCUAGUGUAGUCUUUCAAGUGUUA